UUCAAAGUCCUUCACACACACACUUACACUUACGCUAGAUAACACCUGAGCAGAAGCAAGCAGCCACCUCCUUUAGACUGGGACACUGAGGAGACUGCAGCUGAUAAAAAUGGCUGGGCCAAGACCACGUAUUAUUUCUCUGACCAAGCGAGAGGGACAGGGCUAUGGCUUCUUCCUCCGAGUGGAGCACGGUGAGGAGGGUCACCUGAUCCGAGCCCUGGAGAUGGGCGGCGCUGCUGAGCUGGCCGGUUUGAAGGAUGGAGACCGCAUUAUCAAAGUCAAUGGAACUUUUGUGGACAAUUUGGAGCACAGUCAGGUUGCAGAUUUGGUGAGAAAGAGUGGGAUGAGCGUAACAUUAUACGUUCUUGGAGAGGAGCCUUAUAAGACAGCCAAAGCCAAGGGUGUGAAUCUUGCCGACCCUCAGUCCCAGUCAGGUCAGAGCCAACCCACCAUGAAUGGAGUGUCUGCACCAGCCCCUAAAGCCAAACUUUGUUACCUGCAAAAAUCCAGCAGUGGAUUGGGUUUCUCCUUAAAGUCCAUCAAAGGUACUCAUGGCAUGUUCAUGACAGAAGUGGUGUCAGGAUCAGUAGCUGAUCAGGCGGGUGUGAAAAUAGGUGAUCGUUUGGUGGAGAUAAACAGUGAAAAUGUUGAGAGUCUCACACAUGAUCAGACUGUGCAAAAGGUGAAAGCAGCCGGUGACAGAGUAAUGCUUCUGCUGGUGGAGGAGGAUGCUGAGAAAUACUUCAAGAGCAAAAGCAUUCGACCAGGGGUGGCUCACGCCACGGUCAGGCACCUCUCACAUAAGCCACGCAUUGCAGACAUGAUCAAGAGAUCAGAUGGUUAUGGCUUCAUCCUGAAAGAAGAUCCUGAACGUUCAGGUCAUUACAUUGGAGAAAUAGACAAAGGAAGCCCUGCAGAGAGAGCAGGAUUGAAGAAUGGGGACCGACUUGUGGCUGUGAACGGAGAGGAAAUCAAUAACUGCACACAUGAGCAGGUGGUGAACAAAAUUGGCAAAGAAGGAAACAAGUGCUGCCUCCUGGUGCUGGAUGCUGAAACUGAGAAAAUUUACAAAUUGGGUGGUGCAUCUCCACUUCUGUAUUGGGAGGAAAUGAGAGGAUCCCUGCCCGGCUAUCCUGAGCAUGAACCUGCUCCAGCAGUGCCUGCGCCUGUCCCAGCUGUACCUGUCCCAUCAGAUGUGGACCACAAACCCAAACUGUGCCGACUUGAGAAGACUGCCGCUGGAUUUGGUUUCCAUCUCAAUGGCAUCCAGGGAGUUAAUGGACAGUACAUCAAAGAGGUGGUGAAAGGUGGAGCAGCAGACAGAGCGGGACUGGAGGAUGAAGACAUGGUUGUAGAGGUGAACGGGGUGAACGUGGAAAUGAGCACACAUGAGGAAGUCGUUAACCUCAUCCGCAAGAGCGGGGACACGCUGGUCCUCUUAGUGGCUGAGAGGACAGCCUAUGACUACCUGAAAGCACAAGGGAUCGCCAUCACCCCUCAACUGCUGAAUAAUGAGCCCUCCACUGAUGUCCCAGCACCAGCUUAUACACAAGAGGACAAGAGGAAAGAUACAGAAAGUGAGAGUGAAAGACCAGCCACUCCACCAGCUCAAACCCGUUCAAGGGCUUCCUCCUCAUCAUCAUCAUCAUCAUCAUCAUCUUCAGCAUCAGAUACGAGUGAGGACGAAAGGCUCUGAGCGCACUACACUUUCCUGUACCAACAGAUACUUUUAAUAUCACUUUAUUUUAGUGCCCUUGUUAGACAUGUUACAUGAACUUACUAUAUAGUACAACAGUAAAUUGUGCAUAAUUAAAUGCAACCAGCCCAAAACCAAACCAUAUAGUAAAUAUGUGUUUAUUAUAUUACUCAGUACUUAAAUAUAUAAUUGCUUUGUAACAAGGACACCUUAAAAUAAAGGUGCCCUUUCAAUGUGAUUUAGUGACAUAUCGAUGCACUUACCUCAUAAACUGCAGAAUCUAUUAAGAGAUGAAAUGCCCAUUUGAACAAAAGACUGCAAGAACAUUGAUAACUUUAAUAAGGAUAUCAAAUACAACAGCUUAUUUCUGUACUGCUUUCAUUGGGCUCUACAAUGACAAUCUAUUUAAACUUGCUUUAAUAUACUUUUGAUUUAUGAGAUAUACAAUUAUAAGCAGUUACAGACUCUCAGACAAUGCAUACCUCUUGAUAUGUAAUUUAUUCUACUAGAUGUUUUGUUUUUGUUUUCCCUGGUGGAUGCCUAAUGAAUAAAACCUGGUCUGUAUUUGGUGCAAUAUCAAAUAGAAUUCAGAGUAACCCAUUCUUUUCAUUUUAAAGGUGGAUUUAGCAAGUUCUUAAGCAAGUGUUGGCAUCACUGUUUUUCAACACUGUAAUUGUUACACGAAAAACAAUGUUUUAUGCAAAUUACACUGAGUUUCAGAGAGCAAUCUACACAAUAAUUAAAGCCGGCAUGUAAUUGGA
Molecule: messenger RNA, 2457 nt
Organism: Pimephales promelas (fathead minnow)
Lineage: Eukaryota; Metazoa; Chordata; Actinopteri; Cypriniformes; Leuciscidae
Gene: pdzk1
Product: PDZ domain containing 1
Biological process (GO): protein localization to plasma membrane
Cellular component (GO): apical plasma membrane
Molecular function (GO): protein-membrane adaptor activity; protein binding
Source: RefSeq, a predicted model, not a curated record